Molecule: messenger RNA, 2024 nt
Organism: Quercus robur (English oak)
Lineage: Eukaryota; Viridiplantae; Streptophyta; Magnoliopsida; Fagales; Fagaceae
Product: polypyrimidine tract-binding protein homolog 3
Exons: 17
Coding region: 255-1616 (453 amino acids)
Biological process (GO): regulation of RNA splicing; mRNA processing
Cellular component (GO): nucleus
Molecular function (GO): mRNA binding
Source: RefSeq, a predicted model, not a curated record
GUGCAAGUGCGAGUGCGAGUGAGAUUGAGAUUUGAGAAACAGAGAGCAGACAAUAAACACAAUACACGUUGCAGUUGCGCAGUUCCCCUCUCAAUCCUUCACUCAUCAAUCAUCACCACUUUCUCUCUCUCAGGGAUUUCGAUACUAUAUUCGUGUUCAUUUCAAGCAAGCACCAGGGUCAGGGUCAGGGUCAGGGUGAGCGUGGUUCAGCUUCAGCACAAUGACAGAACCUUCUAAGGUCAUUCACGUUCGCAAUGUGGGCCCCGAAAUAUCUGAAUUCAAGUGCCCCACAAAAGGAAAACCAUUUUUAUACAUGCAUAUGUCAAAGGUGUUUAUGGAUGAAUGAUUUGCUUCAGCUAUUCCAGCCAUUUGGAGUCAUAACUAAGCUUGUGAUGCUUCGAGCAAAAAAUCAGGCUCUUAUCCAAAUGCAAGAUAUUCCUUCAGCAGUUAAUGCUCUGCAAUUCUAUGCAAACGUCCAGCCAAGCAUAAGGGGGAGGAAUGUUUAUGUCCAGUUCUCAUCACAUCAGGAACUAACAACAAUGGAUCAAAACACUCAAGGACGAGGAGAUGAGCCAAAUCGAAUUCUUCUAGUUACAAUUCACCACAUGCUAUAUCCAAUAACAGUGGACGUGCUGCAUCAAGUGUUUUCUCCGCAUGGAUUUGUGGAGAAGAUCGUCACUUUUCAGAAGUCAGCUGGCUUUCAAGCCCUCAUUCAGUAUCAAUCACGUCAGAGUGCUGUUGUAGCUAGAACUGCACUUCAGGGACGUAAUAUUUAUGAUGGUUGCUGUCAGCUGGACAUUCAGUACUCGAACCUUGACGAGUUACAAGUAAACUACAAUAAUGAGCGUUCAAGGGAUUUCACAAACCCAAAUCUACCUACAGAACAUCAAGGCAGAUCAUCACAACCUGGGUAUGGGGAUGCAGGAGGCAUGUAUGCCCUUCAAGCUACUGGGCGGGCAGUUCCAUUUCCACAGAUGGCCAAUACAGCAGCCAUUGCGGCUGCCUUUGGAGGAGGUUUGCCUCCUGGAAUAAGUGGGACAAAUGACAGGUGUACAGUCCUUGUUUCCAAUCUCAAUCCUGAUAGAAUAGAUGAGGAUAAGCUCUUCAAUCUUUUCUCUUUAUAUGGAAACAUUGUGAGAAUUAAACUUCUCCGCAAUAAACCAGAUCAUGCACUCAUUCAGAUGGGUGAUGGCUUGCAGGCUGAACUGGCAGUUAACUUUUUGAAGGGAGCAAUGCUAUUUGAGAAGCCAAUGGAGGUGAACUUUUCAAAGCAUCCAAAUAUAACCCAAGGUGCUGACACCCAUGAGUACAUAAACUCAAAUCUCAACCGCUUCAACCGUAAUGCUCAAAAGAAUUACCGCUACUGCUGCUCCCCCACAAAAAUGAUACACCUAUCUACUCUCCCCCAGGAUCUCACUGAGGAGGAGAUUGUGAGCCACUUGGAAGAACACGGCACCAUUGUCAACACUAAGCUUUUCGAAAUGAAUGGGAAGAAGCAGGCCCUGGUUCUGUUUGAAACUGAGGAGCAGGCUACUGAAGCCCUUGUGUGCAAGCAUGCUACCUCAGUUUCUGGGUCCAUAAUCCGGAUUUCCUUUUCCCAGUUACAGGCUAUAUAAGAGAACUUGUAAUAGAAGGAUAACUGGGUAAGGAUCCUUAAGCCUAUUGGGGUAAGGAUAUUAUGUGCUGCUGAUGGUUUCUACACUUUUCUUAUAAUGUGGUUUUGAUUGCUUUUGUACUGGUGGGACAUACUGUUUGAAUUUCUUUAAUUAUCCAUCUUUCUCAUCUACAGUCCUUGUACCAAUGAUUGUUUAGGUUCCUUCAAUAGUGGGGGUAGAUUUCUGACUGCACAUAGGCACAGUUUUAAGAGUAGGACUUAGGAAGAAAGAGUGAAAGAGAAUAUUACCUUUUCAGGUAGAGGGAUCUCUUAUGUAUCUUUGUUGUAUAUGUCUUUGUAAUUCAGGCUAAUCGGGCCAUGUCUGUUGUAUCUUAAUGCCCCUUUUUCCCGUCAGUUGAGGGAUGAGCAA